CCUCUGCCCUUUUCCAACAAAAAAACCUUGUGAAAAUCCCAACCCCCUGUCUCUCGUCUCGUCUCUCUCUGGCUCUCUCUCUCCCACACACAGAGACUCUUAACACUUAGAGAGAGAAAUGGAUGAGCUUGAGUCAGCAGAAAUGGAGGCUGGUCUUCCCGAGUUUACCUUGGCUGAGAUCAUGGAGAUGGAGAUCUUAUUUAAAGGAAAAGGAAAAGGAAAAGAAUAUCUGAAUCAGGAAUUCUGUCAAGACCUGGCAACCAGUUUUAGUUGCUCACCUCAUCGUACUGGAAAAAGUUCCAUAAAAUGGGAACAGGUACAAAGUUGGUUCAGUGAGAAACAGAAAGCAGUAGCUGCUAGAGUAAAUUCCUCACCUAUUGCUAUCAAAGAUUUUUCUGCCCCUUAUGCAGUUAAAAGAUCUUCACCUGUUGCGCUCAAAGAACUUUUUGCUUCAAGCACAACACCACCAGAGAAUACAAUUGAAAGACCUCAAAAGCCCAUAGGUGAAAGGGUUGCAGAGCUUUCAGAGUUGGUUUUUGAAGCUCUAUCGUCAAAGGAUGAAGCUUGGUGAGCAGUCAAGCUUAUUCUUCAAAGAACUAAAAGAG
Molecule: messenger RNA, 605 nt
Organism: Ilex paraguariensis (yerba mate)
Lineage: Eukaryota; Viridiplantae; Streptophyta; Magnoliopsida; Aquifoliales; Aquifoliaceae
Source: the annotation of a GenBank genome assembly